GGGGCACGCUGGGACAUCUCGCUCGCGGGAGGCGGGUGGCGGGCAGUGGCGUGAGGGACCGGGAGGCGGCAGGAUGGUGAAACUGACGGCGGAGCUGAUUGAGCAGGCGGCGCAGUACACCAACGCCGUGCGGGACCGCGAGCUGGACCUCCGGGGUUAUAAAAUUCCCGUCAUUGAAAAUCUAGGUGCUACCUUAGACCAGUUCGAUGCCAUUGACUUUUCUGACAAUGAGAUCAGGAAACUAGAUGGUUUUCCUUUGUUGAGAAGAUUGAAAACAUUAUUAGUGAACAACAACAGAAUAUGCCGUAUAGGUGAGGGACUUGAUCAGGCUCUGCCCUGUCUGACAGAACUCAUUCUCACCAACAAUAGUCUUGUGGAACUGGGUGAUCUGGACCCUUUGGCAUCUCUCAAAUCACUGACUUAUCUAAGUAUUCUAAGAAAUCCUGUAACAAAUAAGAAGCAUUACAGACUGUAUGUGAUUUAUAAAGUUCCACAAGUCAGAGUACUGGAUUUCCAGAAAGUGAAACUAAAAGAGCGUCAGGAAGCAGAGAAAAUGUUCAAGGGCAAACGGGGUGCACAGCUUGCAAAGGAUAUUGCCAGGAGAAGCAAAACUUUUAAUCCAGGUGCUGGUUUGCCAACUGACAAAAAGAAAGGUGGGCCAUCUCCAGGAGAUGUGGAAGCAAUCAAGAAUGCUAUAGCAAAUGCGUCAACUUUGGCUGAAGUGGAGAGGCUCAAGGGGUUGCUGCAGUCUGGUCAGAUACCUGGCAGAGAACGCAGAUCAGAACUAUACGUCUUCAGACUCUUCAGUCAAAACAACUUAUUGCAACAGAUGGAAUGCUGAAGCCAGGACAAGAGGCCAGCUGAGUCUUAAGGCCCACCGAUGAUGGUGAAGAAGAGAUGGAAGAAGAUACAGUCACAAAUGGGUCCUGAGUGGUGUGGUGGAUGUUUAAUAAUAGGUCGUCUUGGGACAAGUCUUACUUUUUGAACGUGGAAUGUUAGCCUUGUUUGUGUCAGCAAAAUGGAAUCUAUCAGCAUUGUCAAUGCUGAAACUGCUGCUGAUAAUUUUGUAAUAUAAAUUUUGAAAUCUAAAUGUCAAUUUUCUAAGAAAUUGUAAAAAUAAAGGCCACUCACUGUGCUGCCAA
Cynocephalus volans (Philippine flying lemur) is the source of this 1142-nucleotide messenger RNA. RefSeq names its product small nuclear ribonucleoprotein polypeptide A' (gene SNRPA1). The coding region runs from base 74 to 841 and encodes 255 amino acids. The record is from RefSeq and is a predicted model, not a curated record. Lineage: Eukaryota; Metazoa; Chordata; Mammalia; Dermoptera; Cynocephalidae. Gene Ontology annotation, cellular component: U2 snRNP. Gene Ontology annotation, molecular function: U2 snRNA binding; protein binding. The transcript has 10 exons. Gene Ontology annotation, biological process: mRNA splicing, via spliceosome.